This is a messenger RNA of Closterium sp. Naga37s-1, 2019 nucleotides long. NCBI's taxonomy places the organism in Eukaryota, Viridiplantae, Streptophyta, Zygnematophyceae, Desmidiales, Closteriaceae. The record is from the annotation of a GenBank genome assembly.
AUGCGCGACCGACAUCGCUUGAGCCGGGCCAUCCUGGACGUCCUAAGCCAGUGUUGCCCCAGCACGCUGAAAAUCCGCGCGCAUGUGUGGAAGAUUGAGAAGCAGUUGGGGGUUCUUGCGCUGGAUCAUGCUCCCCAUACCCCCUCCCACCUGGGAAAACAUUUGCGGCUGCAAAGGCGCACAUAUUGCCCUUGUCGAUCUGCCUCACGUGACCCCGCCCCAUUCUCCCUCCUUCCAUCACCCCGCCCCAUUCUCCCGCUUUCCAUCACCCCGCCUCAUUCUCCCGCUUUCCAUUACCCCGCCCCAUUCUCCUGCUUUCCAUCACCCCGCCCCAUUCUCCCGCUUUCCAUCACCCCGCCCCAUUCUCCCGCUUUCCAUCACCCCACCCCAUUCUCCCGCUUUCCAUCACCCCGCCCCAUUCUCCCACUUUCCAUCACCCGGCCCAAUUCUCCCUCCUUCCAUCACCCCGCCCCAUUCUCCCGCUUUCCAUCACCCGGCCCCAUUCUCCCUCCUUCCAUCACCCCGCCCCAUUCUCCCGCUUUCCAUCACCCCGCCCCAUUCUCCCUCCUUCCAUCACCCCGCCCCAUUCCACUCCUUCCAUCACCCCCCCCAUUCUCCCGCUUUCCAUCACCCUGCCCCAUUCUCCCUCCUUCCAUCACCCCGCCCCAUUCUCCCGCUUUCCAUCACCUGGCCCCAUUCUCCUUCCUUCCAUCACCCCGCCCCAUUCUCCCUCCUUCCAUCACCCCGCCCCAUUCCACUCCUUCCAUCACCCCACCCCAUUCUCCCGCUUUCCAUCACCCGCCCCAUUCUCCCGCUUUCCAUCACCCCACCCCGAUCUCCCGCUUUCCAUCACCCCGCCCCAUUCUCCCACUUUCUAUCACUCCGCCCCAUUCUCCCACUUUCCAUCACCCCGCCCCAUUCUCCCGCUUUCCAUCACCCUGCCCCAUUCUCCCACUUUCCAUCACCCCGCCCCAUUCUCCCGCUUUCCAUGACCCCGCCCCGUUCUCCCUCCUUCCAUCACCCUGCCCCAUUCUCCCGCUUUCCAUCAGCCCGCCCCAAACUCCCGCUUUCCAUCACCCCGCCCCAUUCUCCCACUUUCCAUCACCCUGCCGCAUUCUCCCGCUUUCCAUCACCCCGCCCCAUUCUCCCGCUUUCCAUCACCCCGCCCCAAACUCCCGCUUUCCAUCACCCCGCCCCAUUCUUCCGCUUUCCAUCACGCUGCCCCAAACUCCCGCUUUCCAUCACCCCGCCCCAUUCUCCCGCUUUCCAUCACCCCGCCCCAUUCUCCCGCUUUCCAUCACCCCGCCCCAUUCUCCCGCUUUCCAUCACCCCGCCCCAUUCUCCCGCUUUCCAUCACCCCGCCCCAUUCUCCCGCUUUCUACACCCCGCCCCAUUCUCCCUCUUUCCAUCACCCCGCCCCAUUCUCCCUCCUUCCAUCACCCCGCCCCAUUUUCCCUUCUUCCAUCACCCCGCCCCAUUCCCCCUCCUUCCAUCACACCGCCCCAUUCUCCCUACUUCCAUCACCCCGCCCCAUUCUCCCGCUUUCCAUCACCCCGCCCCAUUCUCCCGCUUUCCAUCACCCCGCCCCAAACUCCUGCUUUCCAUCACCCCGCCCCGUUCUCCCGCUUUCCAUCACCCCGCCCCAUUCUCCCGCUUUCCAUCACCCCGCCCCAUUCUCCCGCUUUCCAUCACCCCGCCCCAUUCUCGCGCUUUCCAUCACCUCGCCCCAUUCUCACGCUUUCCAUCACCCCGCCCCAUUCUCCCGCUUUCCAUCACCCCGCCCCAUUCUCCCGCUUUCCAUCACCCGGCCCCAUUCUCCCUCCUUCCAUCACCCAGCCCCAUUCUCCCGCUUUCCAUCACCUGGAUCCAUUCUCCCUCCUUCCAUCACCCCGCGCCAUUCCACUCCUUCCAUCACCCCGCCCCAUUCUCCCGCUUUCGAUCACCCCGCCCCAAUCUCCCGCUUUCCAUCACCCCGCCCCAUUUUCUCUCGAAAACGAGAAACGAUCCGCACAAGGGUAG